Molecule: messenger RNA, 3589 nt
Organism: Salarias fasciatus (jewelled blenny)
Lineage: Eukaryota; Metazoa; Chordata; Actinopteri; Blenniiformes; Blenniidae
Product: kiaa0895l
Exons: 7
Coding region: 229-1809 (526 amino acids)
Source: RefSeq, a predicted model, not a curated record
GACCGCCGCUUCCUGGCCGGCCCGGGCCGCCGCCUCAGGCCCCGCCGCUCCGUGAACCGUUACCCGCAGACUGUGACUCCCAUCCCCCGUAAAAACCAGGAAAGCGCGGGUCCUGUCCGGCUGCGCGGAGCUGCCGCCGCGGUGACUGAAUGACUAUUCAUCCUCGACAGGAGCAGGACUGGGGCGAGGCCGUAGCGACAGGCAGCCUGAGGUGUGGCGGCUGUGGUGAUGGUGUUGGAUUCAGGCGGCGUCCUCAUGGAUCAGGUCAAGUCUGAAAGUGUCAGGGACUUGUUGGAGCCAGACGUCCAGGCAGAUCCACCAAAAACUGCCAGCAGUUCCGACGCCGCUGCUGACAAGAAGCCCCGAUCCUCGGCCAAAAGGAGCAGCGUCGCCAAGAAAGAGAAAGUUUCACUCAACGGCCUCCCAGCCCAGAGCAGCAGCAGUCACACGGUCGAGAGGAGGUCCUCGUCUUUAAAAUGUGGGGCCACACCCAGACCGCCGCUGCGCCGUCCCCUCAGUCUGGAGGUGACGCCUCAACGCUUGAGGGGUUCUCAGGACCACGUGGCGGACAGGAGGAUCCUGCAGCCUCCGUGGAGAAGCGGCACUGCCGCGCCUUCUCCCCCGGCCCGCAGCCUGACCAGCCCCAGCCUGGGAGCCGGCGGCUGGAUGCGCCGCAGCGAGAGCACCUGCUCCGUCAACUACUCGCUGGGGCCGCGGGCCGGCAGAGGCCAAAUGCGCCCGGCGACCUCGCUGCCGCACAUUGCUAAAGGUGUGGGGAGCUCCACGCCGUCGACUUCCGCCAGGCCCUGUCUGCUCGUCGCCCUCAGACCUCUGAACCUGGAGCAGGAGAAGCAGACUUUCUUCCAGUCCGACUACAAGUACGAGCCUCAGUUUGAGUACGCGCAGCCGGAGCCCAAGAGCGUGCUGGAGAAGUACCGGGAGGGGUCGGGGCUCUUCCUUGAGCAGGCUGUUGGGAUCAUGGAGUGCGUCCUGAAAAAGUUUGGCUCUUACGAGAACUUUGAGGAGGUGACGGGCGGCACCGUGCUCCCGAAGAGUCAGGUCUGGGCUGCCGUCCGCAAAUACCUGCAGAAAGAAGGCUGCGUGGGAGAGGUCGUGGUGCGUCUGUCUGACGAGCUGCUGUCUCAGGCCGUGAUGGUCGUGGAGAGCUGCCGUCCCACUCUGACCAUCAACCUGGCCGGAGCGCGACAACACUGGCUGGAGGGGAUGCUGCGGCACGAGAUCGGCACACAUUACCUGCGAGGCGUGAACAACAACCUGCAGCCGUGGGCCUCCUCGGAAGGCAGGAAGCAGUUCGGCCUGAAGCCGGCCAACCCGACGGAGGAAGGCCUGGCCAGCCUGCACAGCGUGCUGCUGCGGAAGCAGCCCUACCUGUGGCGCGCCGCCCUGCUCUACUACACCGUGUUCCACGCCAACAGCAUGAGCUUCAGCCAGCUCUUCAGCCACAUCGCGCGCUUCGUCCAGGACCCCGACGUCCGCUGGGAGUACUGCCUCCGGGCCAAGAGGGGACAGACGGACACGGCGCAGCCCGGCUGUUUCAGCAAAGAUCAGGUUUAUCUGGACGGGAUCCUGCGGAUCCUUCGACACCGGAGGAUCAUCGACUUCAAGAUGUUGACUUCUUUAGGAAAGGUGUCCUUCGAAGACGUGGAGCGGCUGCGACAUCUGGCGGCGCUGUCCAGGACCAGAAUCCCUCACUUCAUGCGCGACCAGGAGCGCUACCUGCAACAUCUGGACCACAUCGUGGCCGUCAACGAGCUGGACGACUCCACGCUGGAGCAGCUGCUGCCCUGACCGUCCUGACCCCCGACCCCUGACCCCCAUCUGGAGCCAAGAGAAGAGCCGGAGGAUGCCGGUACCCAGACUGAAUAGUGCGGCGUCCCGAUUAUCACUUCAAAUAUACAGUAUUCCUGAUGAUUGCUUUCUUUUUUUGUUUUUUUUUUGUAAAACUUGAAUGAUGCGAACAAAAAGGGACGUACACAGAAACACCUCAGUCGACGUUUUCACUUGUGUGUGAUGCAUGUUUACGAGCGUGCCUCCCUCCCCGCGCCUUUACUCCCACUAUGAAGUUACCUCAAUACUGCAACUCUUCGAUGUAACCAACAUUAUCUAUGUAAUCACCUUCAUAAUCACGCGCUUUAUUUAUGCAAAUAUUUAAUUGAAUUUUUUUUUUUUUUUACUUUAAGAGAACAAACUGAAUGUCUCUGGUAUUAGCUUUAUACUUUUUUUUAAGACGUUGUUUUUCAUGCCUUAGAUUAUUUGCAUUAUCAAAAGAAGGACACCAAGGACACAACAUCUCCAAAACCCUGGGAGAAAAGCUGAAACUGGGGCCAUGAAUCUCUUAAAUAUCAAGUGCCAGCGGACUCAGUCGAGCAGUGAAUUAAUGUAUUUAUUUGUUUUCCCGGGGGCGUAUUUAAAAUAGCAGUGUUACCAAUAAGAUAAUCAGCUGUGUUGUCUUAAGGUGUCCUUGGUGUUCCUUCCAGGAUUAAUAUGCUACUGUGACGUGACCUGUCCCUGAGCUCCCCCUGCUGCGCAGCAACCAAACUCUUAACUGCAACCUUAAAGGAGAGCUUGGCAUUCUGGGAAUUGGUCCAGCUUCAGUGGAGAGUUGGUGAAAGAAAAAAAAAAAACAAAACAAAACAAAAAGCGUUGCUCAGGGUUCCUGCUGUUCGAGAGCCUGGUGAUGAAUUAAUUUUUUUUUUUUUUAAGAGGCAGAUUUUGCCAAAUCGAUUCAAGACCUGUGGUCCUUUUUAUCAGUGAACAUCCAUUCAGGUUUCCAUUUGGUUAAAUUAGUCUGUACUUCCGCAUAUUUCUGUAUUACAACUCGAGUUUAGCACAAAAUUGACAGUAUUUUUACAGAAAAUAAAUAAAAAUUUACAAGACUUCCACAUUCCGUUUGAGAUAUGAAAUAAAUUAAAGAAAACAUUUGGAAAAAAUUUUAAAUCACAUCAACAACCAAGCUGUGAAAUUGAUCAAAUUGAGCAUUUUCAACUUUCUGGCGAGAGCUCCAUGUGUAGCGUUGUACUGAAGCUUUACACUCGACAGGAAGUCUCCACACCACGAGGACGCUUCCCAAAAUGUCAAAGUUUUCCAACUGCAGUACAUAAAAGUGCCAAAAGUGGCGUCUUUGAGAACUCUGUUGGGUCUUUUUGUUACUGAGCCAGACGGAGGAGGAAACAGGUUUGUGGUAGGCGUGCCUUCGAUGGGUGUCGAGCUCAUCCGCUGUAGCUGGCUGUGUGUUCGUUAGGCUGCUUUUUACUGUGUUUUUUCACUCUUCACUUCAGAUGUCGGUCGGGGCGUUCGUUUGAGGCCGGGCCGUCUGCGGCAGACCGACACCAGACGUCCAGAUUUUAUCUUCUAUGAAAAAGAAAACUUGAUCGGAGUGUAAAUGAUGUUCAGACUGAUGCUGUUACUUUAAAUUCACUGUUUACAGUUUAAGUGUUUUUCUGUCGACUGUCAAACUCGGCGCAAACGAACGCUCCUGCUUGUAAACACACGAAUGUUGCACAAGUGUUUUAUGUUCUGGGAGACAUCUUGAAUUUCCAGGUUAUUUAUUAAAAUAUACACACGAUUA